CCUCUGUGACCUCACUUCCUCUGGCGGCUGGAGCCCGGAUCAAAAAAGCUUGCAGGCUCGACUGGCUGGCUUGAGUGGUGAGAGAGCACCGAGGCGAGAUGGCCAGCAACUUUCCGAAGCCCGAGGAGAAGAGCCUGCAAGCCCUCCGGGACGCAGCCAACCGCCUCCGCCUCCACUCCAUCCGCGCCACCUGCGCCUCCAACUCCGGCCAUCCAACAUCAUGCUGCAGUGCUGCAGAGAUCAUGUCUGUGCUGUUCUUCCAUACCAUGCGCUACAAGCCCCAGGAGCCAGGCCACCCCAGCAAUGACCGCUUUGUGCUCUCCAAGGGCCAUGCUGCUCCAGUGCUCUAUGCUGCGUGGGCUGAAGCUGGUUACAUCAAAGAGCCAGAGCUCCUGAAACUAAGGAAAAUAGACUGUGAUUUGGAAGGUCACCCAACCCCGAGGCUGCCUUUUGUGGAUGUGGCCACUGGUUCGCUGGGACAGGGCCUGGGAGCGGCCUGUGGAAUGGCCUAUACAGGCAAAUACUUUGAUAAAGCCAGUUAUCGAGUGUACUGCUUGAUGGGUGAUGGUGAAUCAUCGGAGGGAUCUGUGUGGGAAGCCCUUCAGUUUGGAUUUCAUUAUAAACUGGAUAAUCUGGUGGCCGUCUUUGAUGUCAACCGGCUAGGGCAGAGUGAAGCAGCACCACUAAAGCAUGACACCGAUAUGUACCGCAAACGCUGUGAAGCCUUUGGAUGGAAUACCUAUGUUGUGGAUGGUCAUAAUGUUGAAGAACUCUGCCGGGCCCUGUGGCAAGCAAGUCAACAGAAAGGGAAGCCUACAGCUAUUGUGGCCAAAACUUUCAAAGGACGAGGAAUCUCAGGUGUGGAAGAUGCUGACAACUGGCAUGGAAAGCCCAUACCAAAGGACAAAGUGGAGUCUGUCCUCAAUUCUAUUCAGAGCCAAAUCCAGACUAAUAAAGUCUUUUCUAUCCAACCGCCUGCUCAAGAUGUACCAGAAAUCAGCUAUAAGGAUAUCAAGAUGCCCUCUCCUCCUGCUUUCAAAAUUGGGGAAAAGGUGGCCACCCGGAAAGCCUAUGGUUUAGCACUGGCAAAGUUAGGAAAUGCUAACUCCCAUGUGGUAGCCCUGGAUGGUGAUACUAAGAACUCUACUUUUUCUGAACUCUUCAAGCAAGCUCAUCCUGAACGCUAUAUAGAGUGCUUUAUUGCUGAGCAGAAUAUGGUCAGUGUAGCCCUGGGCUGUGCUGCUAGGAACCGUACCAUUGCAUUUGCCAGCACCUUCGCUGCUUUUUUUACACGGGCAUUUGACCAGAUCAGGAUGGGAGCCAUUUCCCAAACAAAUAUAAACCUUUGUGGGUCGCACAGUGGAGUUUCUAUUGGUGAGGAUGGACCUUCUCAGAUGGCCUUGGAAGACAUAGCCAUGUUCAGAACCAUUCCAGGCUGCACUGUGUUCUACCCAAGUGAUGCUGUUUCCACUGAACAUGCUGUCUGCUUGGCUGCCAAUACCAAGGGGAUAUGCUUCAUUCGAACCAGCCGUCCAGAGACUCCCACCCUGUACUCCCAGGAAGAAAAGUUUGAGAUUGGCCAUGCCAAGGUUGUGCGUAAGAAUGAUGCUGACAAGGUGACAGUUAUUGGAGCAGGUGUUACGCUUCAUGAAGCCCUUAAAGCUGCUGAUGAGCUGGCAAAACAAGGCAUUCAUAUCCGGGUAAUUGACCCCUUUACCAUCAAGCCCUUGGAUGCUAACACCAUAAUUUCCAAUGCCAGAGCUACAGGAGGCCGGAUCAUUACUGUUGAGGACCAUUAUAAAGAAGGAGGUAUUGGUGAUGCAGUGGCAUCAGCUGUCUCUGGAGAACCUAGUAUCUUAGUCCAGAGCCUGGCUGUGUCAGGAGUACCACGGAGUGGAAAACCAGAGGAGCUCCUGGAUCUUUUUGGUAUCAGCGCAAAGAAGAUUAUAGCAGCUGUGAAGAGCACCUUUGCCAACUGAUAAAAUUGUCUGGUUUUAGGUAGAAGGGUGCAGUGACAGAAACAUGAAAAAUGGGUUUGAGGAAAUGUGACUGUUGUUUUUCUGGCAGCAGAAUUUUUCCCUUUGUGACUAAGGAAUCCUCUGAUUUCCCAUUUUUGAUUUCUAUCAAUAUGCCACUGUUAACAUCCCACCUGUGGGCUGAUCUUAUUCUGAGUUCAAAUGUAGCUUUAAAAAUAUUUCUGGUUACAUUCCAACACCUUUCCCCACAAAUAAUAUGCCAUUCUUAAUCUACUUGCAUAUUAACUAAGCCUGAAAAUCUCCUGGCAAAUGUAUGUGGACCAAGUAGUGUAUGUCUUACCUGAAUUGGUUGUCACCUACUGUUGUGUCUGGCACCUACCCUACUUGGCGUUCCUCUCUCAGGCCUGUCAUUCCAAGGCCAUGUUGGGUAGACAUUUCUAUGGGUGGUUUCCUAGCAGGAGAUAGUGAUACAUAAUUAGUACUUGGUGCAGAAUGCAACUGAUUCCUACAGAAAUGUUCUUUGUAAUAUCAGUAAUAUUGUCUUAGAACUGAACGUGACCAAGAUAAUUUUUGCUCGUUUUAUGUGUACUGUGUUAUUGUUAACAGUAUACAGCCAACAAAUCAGUAAAUAACUUUGCAAGCC
Molecule: messenger RNA, 2619 nt
Organism: Anolis carolinensis (green anole)
Lineage: Eukaryota; Metazoa; Chordata; Lepidosauria; Squamata; Anolidae
Gene: tktl1
Product: transketolase like 1
Exons: 14
Coding region: 99-1979 (626 amino acids)
Molecular function (GO): transketolase activity; thiamine pyrophosphate binding
Source: RefSeq, a predicted model, not a curated record